This is a messenger RNA of Cryptomeria japonica (Japanese cedar), 1545 nucleotides long. Its product is annotated as probable LRR receptor-like serine/threonine-protein kinase At5g48740. The record is from RefSeq and is a predicted model, not a curated record. Bases 1 to 1545 code for a protein of 514 amino acids. The transcript is spliced from 10 exons. Gene Ontology annotation, biological process: protein phosphorylation. Gene Ontology annotation, molecular function: protein kinase activity; ATP binding. Lineage: Eukaryota; Viridiplantae; Streptophyta; Pinopsida; Cupressales; Cupressaceae.
AUGAAUAAUAGCAAUAGCCUCUUUAACUUUCCUCUUGAAAAAGUUGUUCUCCCUACACAAUAUUUGAAGAAUGCUUCAUUGAAAUUCAGUUACACCGGGAAUCCUCAUCUUUAUAAGCGUAAUAAAGUCGGGAUUGCUGUUAAGUCAACCAUUGGUGUUGUAGUCCCCACUUUUGUAGCAAUCAUAUUGUUUCUUAUAUGUCGUAACAGACAUAACUCCAAGAAACAAAACCAAAUGGUCAAUGUGAACGCCGAUCAAGUAAUUGAAGGUGCAGCUGUAAUUGUACCCAACCCUGUGAAGUCUAGUUCAUUUAGUCUAGUUGAGAUGAUGAGAGCUACACAGAAUUGGAGCCAAAAGAUUGGUGAAGGGGGUUUUGGAAGUGUCUACUUUGGCAAAUUGCAGGAUGGUAGAGAUGUGGCUGUAAAGCUUCUGUCGUCCUCAUCUAAACAAGGAGCAACGGAGUUCUUGAACGAGAUCGAUCUGCUGUCUCGAUUGAAUCACAGGACCUUGGUAUCCUUGCUUGGCUAUUGCAGUGACUUGAAAGUUGAAACAACUUAUGCUUGGAAGCAGCCUAAUCAACUGUUGAUUAUAUUUUCCUCUAAUAAAAAGGAUCAACGUCAAGGGCCAUUUUCCAAUUUGCAGGGUUCCUUGGCCAACUCUUCUACACUGGAUUGGAAAAGUAGGCUUCGAGUGGCUUUAGAUGCAGCAGAAGGUAGUACAUCGCCGGUGUACAUCGGUUAUUCGAAACUUUGGAAUGAUUUCGGACUGCAAUAUCUGCAAGUAAGUUGCACACCAAAAAUCGUUCACAGAGACGUGGAGAGCUCAAAUAUCCUGCUGGACUCCAGACUACGGGCAAAAGUAGCAGAUUUUGGCCUUUCAAAAAUGAUUAGCGAUGACAAUGUAUCUCAUGUGACCACCACCAUAAAAGGAUCGGUUGGCUACUUAGAUCCAGAGUAUUUCCGUACGAGCAAGUUGACAGAGAAAAGUGACGUAUACAGCUUUGGAGUGGUUUUGCUGGAUAUCAUAUGCGGCAGAAAGACGAUAGACACGGAACGCUCCAAAGAAGAGAUCAGCCUUAUCAAAUGGGUCAUGCUCUAUAUAGAGAUGAUUGAAGAAUCUGGCUAUCAAUUGACAGACAUCCUAGAUAAAAGGCUGCGUCUAUCCGAAAGUGACUUCAAAUCCUUCUAUGAUCUACUAGCCUUGUCAGUAAAAUGCAUUCAGAGCGAGGCAUCCAAUAGACCAACGAUAAGCGAGAUUGUCACGCUGUAUUUGGAGAUGAAUGAAGAAUCUGGCCGUCAAUUGACAGAUAUCCUAGACAAAAGGUUGCGUCUAUCCGAAAAUGACUUCAAAUCCUUUCAUGAUCUAUUGGCUUUGUCAAUAAAAUGCAUUCAGACCGAGGCAUUCAAAAGACCAACGAUGAGUGAGAUUGUAACACAUAUAAGAGGCGCUCUGAUUUCAGUCGAAUCGAAUGACACGACUGAAGAAUAUGUGCAGUCUUUCAGCUUUGCAGAAUAUAGCUGCAGCUUAAUCCAUACUGGUAGGUGA